Musa acuminata AAA Group (dessert banana) is the source of this 1432-nucleotide messenger RNA. Its product is annotated as B3 domain-containing protein LFL1-like. The record is from RefSeq and is a predicted model, not a curated record. Bases 378 to 1067 code for a protein of 229 amino acids. NCBI's taxonomy places the organism in Eukaryota, Viridiplantae, Streptophyta, Magnoliopsida, Zingiberales, Musaceae. The transcript has a single exon.
GCUUCAGACUGCGUUUUUAUUGAGGCGAAAGACUACACCGCAAUCGUUCGGAUUGGACUCGGGUUCUAACGGCAGCGACCGUAGAAAUCGAUGAGUUCGGGUCUGCCCAUCUCGAGCCAUCUCCCCGAUAUUGAUUCACUCAUCGCAUCAUUAAGCUAUCACACAUCUAACAAAGCAUAUAAUGCACAGUUGAAUACAUUAUUGUUUGCGGUACUAAAAGCAUGACCACAAUUAUAUAGGCUUUCUCAGUUUUUUCUUCCUUUUUCUCCACAUAUUCUACUAACAUUGCAGACCUCCAACUUACCAAAGCCUGGAAGUAAAAGAGGAGGAGGAGGAGAAAGGAAGCCUUUUAAUAGCACUCAGCCCAACCUUCUUCCAUGGCCAUGGAUCUGGCGCGCAUCGCAGCACCCGCGAGCCGAGUCGAGGCUCGAACGAUGAGCUCCACAGGCACGCCCGAAGCCGCCCUGGAGCUCCUCAGCAUCGCCUCCUCCCGCGUGCCGCCCCCUCUCCACCCGCGCCUCCUCGCGGCGAGCCACGGCGCCGCCUCCAAGCUCACCCUCGAGCGCGUCUCCGCCGUUCCCCGGCACGCCCUUCUCGGACGCCCCACAGCAGCGGGCACCGCUUCCGCGACGCGCCGCCUCCCCAGACCGGCACGCCCGCCCCUUCUCGCUAGAACCCCCUCCGCACUCGCCUGCCCCCGCCGCCCGGCCGACGCGGCCGCGAUCGACUCCGCGGUGGAGAUGCAGGAGACCGAUUCCGAGUCGUCAGAGAAUCCGGACCCAGCGGGGCCACAGGCGCUGCACAGGGAGCGGACCGGAGGAGACCCAGCGCCGGCGAGGAGGCGAUCCUCGUCGAGGGCGCCGCACCCGGCGCAGGCGACGCGCCGGAGGUGGCGCGCGACGAGGAAGUUAGCGCCGUGCACGCGGGCGUCGCAUGCCCAGCAGAGGAACGCCGCGUCCGCCUCGCAGUGCACGGCGGCCGCACCGCCGCAGAGCUCGCAGCCCCUCCACCUCGCAGCCUUCAUCCCUCCUGCCGCUAGAUGGCCUCUUUGCAGCACCUUCUUAUAAAGUAGAAUUAGAAGCAGUGGAGUUGGCUGAGAUAUUUUGGGGGGCGUCGAAUUAACUAUUCUUAUUGUGGCUAUUAAGCCAUGAGAUGAUGACGACAGGGGAAUAUAAAGGAGGAAAUCGUUUGCUUUCAGCUGAUUGAUUCUGAUUCAAGUAUUCCUUUGGACGCAACCGCUCAAUUUGUGUUCAUUCUUGGCCACAAAUGAAAUGCAAAUGAUGUGCUCUAAUUACAUUUUUCCUUGGGAUUCUAAGAGUUGUGGUUGAGACACAUUUAGAUUUUUCAUAGAUAUGGACCAAAUCUUGCUUUUGCCCAGGUGGCAGAGCACAUCCUGUGAGGGCUUAUCAGAAAAAUACAAUAAAGAAUGAGA